AUGAUUAGCAUGUCAGAAGCCUUCUAUCAAGGUCGGAGACCGAUGAAAGGUCGCAGCAUCGCCUUGCUAAGUGUCUUUGGCGUCAUUGGUGGUACAGCUUUAAUGUUCCGCUUCCUAGCUCCCCAGCCAGGCACGCUCAAUACGAGCAAAGAGGUAGCGACGUACCGGGGUGGCGAGUCUGAACAAACAGAUCAAGGCGAUAAAUUUGGACGCACUGCCCACCCGCCUCGAAAGGAAUAUCCAGUGUCCAGGCCAAAGUUUUAA
Molecule: messenger RNA, 264 nt
Organism: Penicillium roqueforti
Lineage: Eukaryota; Fungi; Ascomycota; Eurotiomycetes; Eurotiales; Aspergillaceae
Exons: 2
Coding region: 1-264 (87 amino acids)
Source: RefSeq, a predicted model, not a curated record